This is a messenger RNA of Staurois parvus, 489 nucleotides long. NCBI's taxonomy places the organism in Eukaryota, Metazoa, Chordata, Amphibia, Anura, Ranidae. The record is from the annotation of a GenBank genome assembly.
GACCCUGCAUUCACUAUAUCCGGUCCCCUCGGACCCUGUGUUCACUAUAUCUGGUCUCCCCGGACCCUGCAUUCACUAUAUCCGGUCUCCCCGGACCCUGCAUUCACUAUAUCCGGUCUCCCCGGACCCUGCAUUCACUAUAUCUGGUCUCCUCGGACCCUGUGUUCACUAUAUCUGGUCUCCCCGGACCCUGCAUUCACUAUAUCUGGUCUCCAGGACCCUGCAUUCACUAUAUCUGGUCUCCCCGGACCCUGCAUUCACUAUAUCUGGUCUCUCCGGACCCUGCAUUCACUAUAUCUGGUCUCCUCCCGGACCCUGCAUUCACUAUAUCUGGUCUCCCCGGACCCUGCAUUCACUAUAUCUGGUCUCCCCGGACCCUGCAUUCACUAUAUCUGGUCUCCCACAGUACACAGCACAUGGAAAUGCUAUUAUUUUUGCAAAUAUAAACUGCUAAAUACCUUUUCAUAUCAGCAGUUAGAGCAGUCUUGU